CUUUAUUCUCAUACAUGACCACUGUUUUUAUUUAAGAGGCUCUAAAACGCGGUGGUAAAAAGUAUGAGUUACCUUCCUAGCUUGGAUUACUAGGACGCCGUUUUAUGAACACACUGAAACCCCUUAAAUUAGGUAAUUAGCGUUAGUUAAACUAUAUUUAGGGGAAGCAGUAAUAUCGAUAUUAGUUAAUCUAUAUUGGUAGAGUGUGAAAUUAGAGUUUAUUAGUAGUAGUAGUAGUAAUAUCGCGACCACCAGCGCCGGAAAAGUGAAACAGCAGGCAGGAGGGAGACGCACAAAAUGGAGGCGGCCGUUUAACUUUCUGUUUCUUUUUCGAUUCUCGACGCUUCUCAGGAGCGGAGCGAGGCGGCGGGCAGCGCGGGCAGGGGGCUGGUAGCCGGCGUGCGGCUCCGGGGGACUGAUAUCCAGCUGUUGGGGGGGAUAUCUGAGCUGCAGUGAGAGUUACAGAGUUAAAUACUAAUAAUAAGUGUGAUAAACUGCGAGCUGCGCGGUGUAACGUUAGCCGUUAGCCUGGUAGGCUAACUGUAGGUGUUAGCUUAGCUUAGCUUAGCUUAGCCUAGCUGUUUGGAGAAGGUUCUUCCUGGUUGCACAACCAGCCCAACUAUACAGCCCUCAGGCCAUCCAACCAGUUUAUUCAGUUACAGCCCUGCUCACAAAAUACAGCCUUUACCCCGCUGGAGACCACCAUGUUCACCUUCGGAUAAGCGCUGUGAGGAGUUAAAGCUUCAGUUCUGGGGUUUGAGUCGAAGCUGAAGACGCCUGGAAGGAGAGAAAUGUAGUUUAAGGAAGGAAAAGCAGCAAGACGAGAACAAACACCAGAUGCCUCGCCUUCAUGGAGAAUGACGCUACGCUAGCUAAAGAAGGUCUUCUUGAGCCUGUACUUCCAGGCUCAGUAACCUUUGACAGCAGUAUUUUAGCGCCUCUACGGAACAACUACUUGUAUGAGGAGUCCAAUGAGUGUUUUACUUACAGUUCAGCGUAUUUGAUCAAUAGUGCAAAACUUCAAGAACGGUAUUCUGCUUUCCGAGCUGAGAAACAGAAAAAUGGCUACUCUAAAGGGGAACUGGAAGAGUCUUUUGGCUUCUUGUUAUUUGAUGAGAAAUCCAGGGCAAAUACACUUGCGGAUAAUGGAUUAAUGGUGGGACAAGGGACAUGCACCAUUCUCGGAGAUUCCUCAAAGGGUGUAUAUAUUUCGAAGUACUCUGACUGCCUUGACCUGAAACGCUGGUAUGAUGGCAAGACCGGCUACAUUGUCCUCCUAAAGUUGACAAAGGGUCGAGUUAAAGAGGUGACGGAAAACUACACCCAGAACUUCACGCCUCCAACCGCUGGCUUCGACUGCCAUGUGUCCGACCAGCUCGGAGCAGUGUGCGCCACCACCAGCUCUUUCCUGGCUUUCGAGCGGACUCAGUAUUAUUUGUAUGAGCUGCUGGAUGGAGGAAAUAAGCCUGAGCCGUGUCCGAGGCACGUGUGCCCAUUCGCUGUCGUGGCCUUUUCUUAUGGAAAGACUUCCACCUCACUACAGCUGAAAGAGAAAAGUCAAGAAAAAACAUCAUUUCAUUACCAACCAUGGAGUGGCCAACUCAAGAUCGAGUCUGUUGUAUACAAUGUUGGGUUGCAGUCCAUCCAUGGAGCCACGUUCCCCGCAAAUCUUUCUAAAACAGUUAAAGUUGACCACGCUAUUGGAGUCUCUGAGCUGAGGAAGACGUUACCCCAAUCAAUUUUUGAAACUUCUUUUCUCGGUGAAGUCUCUCUGGACAGCAGAUGUUUCAGACUGUAUGAUGUCGUCUCCUUGGAAGAAAAGAGCGAUCUGUCUCUUUUAACUCAGGAGUUGAAGGAGAAAGAUUUGGCCCUUGUUGUAUGUUUAGAUGAUGGUGGUUUCCUUAUAAUAUUGCAUUCGUCGCAUUUCUUGUCUUACGAAGGUGUUGGAACUGAUAAGGCCUCUGGUCUUCAAGGCCUGUUCAUUUUCCCUGACUCCAGAACAGUACCAAGAGAAACCAAGAGGCCACACAGCAAGCCUAAGAUUUCAGCAGAGGUUCUCCGGGUCCUCCCAGCAUUGAAUUACGCUGAAUCAGAAAUGGAGAAGUGUCCUUCGAGUCAGCAGGGAGAGCCCCUCGGCACAGUGGAGAAGCAUCUGCAGAACUUUGCUACGCUAAUUUUACCUGGACUGUCAAGCAGCCCUGCUCGGGAAGCCAGUAUGUUUCCAGACCAGUACGAUGUACCUGAUGGUUUCCCAUUGAUUGCCCCAAAAUGGACAGAAGGUGCUGGGGCAUGCUUAAAGAAGUACUUGAACAAUCCAUGCGGCUUUGUGAUUCCGGUAGCGAGGGCUGUGGAGCUCCUCGUUCCUGAAAAACAGCAGCGCAGUGAUGACGAUCACGAUGACGAUGUCUAUUAUUAUAUAUCUUCACCUGAGGAGGCUCCUCAAACACCUGCUGGCGUGGCUGUGGCUGAGGAAGGGGAUGUGGCGGAGGAAGCUGCUGUGAGUGGAAGUAAUAACGAGGAAGUGAAAACCACCACAGUCGUCAAAGAGCAAACUGAGAAUCAGAAAGAAGUGCCUGCAGAUGUGCCUCACUCUGCUUUGCAAGAAGAGGAUGGCACACCUGGUACAGUGGUGGUUGUGGUAUCUUCUGAAAACCCUUUAAACAGGACAGAUUCCUCACCUACGUCGAGGGAAUUGCUUGAACAAAGUGUUGAAAUGGUUGCAGACAGUGAAAAAACACCUGAGAAUGUCUCAGCUAAUGAUGCUAAUGAACACAGUGGAGAUACAGUGGAGUCUCCACAAGAAAUAUCAAAAGAAACUCCACUUCAAACCACAAGUGAACCUUUAACAGAAGAGAAAAGUGAUGUCUCGAGUGAUGUGGUGGCAGCUAAAGUGGAUGGAGCCAAUCCACAUCCUGAAGUAGAAGCUGAGAUGCUUGAUGAUGAUAUUUCUGGGAGUAUACCUGUUGUGGACAAGGACGUUCCAAAAGAAGCAGAUCUUCCGAUGUCUGUUUCAGCUUCUACUCCGUCAGAAAAACAGAUUGAAGAAUUGGUUGUAGAAAGUGAAAAAGUAGAACCGCUAACAAACAGCACUAAUGUUUUACCUCAUAAAAAGCGCAACACGAAACAUUUACAGGGAUACCGCAGAAGGAAAAGGAAGGGUCUGAAACGGAGUCUUAAGCAAAUGGACGAAGCAUCAGCUGGACCUGAUCACAACACUACUACUAAUACUACGCCUGGACAGAGCAGUAGUAGUGAAUUAGUGGUUGAUUCCUCACACAGCGAUCCGCUGAGAAAAGACUGGCGUUCUCUCCCAAGGCGUAAGAAGCUCUGGAGUCCUGAUGAUGGUAAAAAGCGGGCAUUGAGGUCCAUUGUCAAGAGCAGUGAAACCAGUGAGACCUCAGUGGAGAAAAGUAAAAGUCCCACCAUUACAGAGCCGCCGAGUAUCACAGAAAGCAGUGUGUCCAGCACACCGAAACGAAAAAUGGAAGGCUUUAACAUGAGAGAACGAUACGGGCUCAAGACCAUAAUCACAGACUGUGGUUUUGUCUUUGUUCCCCAUGGAUCUGAAGUUGCAGAAGCAGACAUAAAGACGUCUCAAGAUUUAAAAGAAAGCAAAGACUCUUCCUUGGUCUCUACUACCAGUCCUGUAAAGGAUAAACCAGAGAAAAAUGACUCACCGAUCAUACCUUUUCCAUUACAGCUGGAUAAGGACGAUCAACAUUCGCCCCUAACACACAUACUACAAAACCUUCCCAUCAACACAGCAGCUACAGCUCCAUCUUCCCAACAAAUUUAUGAGAAAGAUUCCAGAUCUGUUCAGAAAAAUACAGAACAGUCACCGACUCCGGAGCCCAAAAAAAGCGUCUACAAGGCAAUUUCCAUCAGUAAACUAAAGACUGUGCUCAAAAGAGCAAGACAGACUAAAUCUCAGGAAAAAUCAGAAUCGGAUAACACAGAGCCUGAACUGAAAAAGGACAAGCCGAGCACAGAUGUGGACUUGAACAAAUCUGAGAGUGGAAAGUUGAGUCCUCUGAAAGAAGUGAAUAAACUGACUGCUAAUGAGCCGAGCAAAACUACACCGUCCAAAAAAGUCCUUGUGUCUUGGAGAGAGCUUAAGAGCCCGCCGUCUCACGAAAAGCUGAAGCCGAAAGAAAAUGGAUGCAUCAUGUUUGGCCCUUCUGCCCCAAAUGAACUAGUUAAACAAGCUGGCCCACAGCCCGUUUCUGCACUUACUGGGAACAGGGUGGUAGGAAAAGCUGUUAGCUCUGAGAGCAAAAGCAGUAAAGCGGCACUGGCCACCAGCCCACCCCUGCAUUCUGAUGCUCUUAAUCUUCUGGCUGAUUUGGCCCUCAGUGCGAAUAGUGAGAAAAUGCUGCCUAAUCCAGCAAAAGCCAGAAAGAAGAGCCAUGCUGGAGCCAAGACGAGUAACUCGCCGGAGUCGGUCCUUCACGCUCUGUUGCGAGGCUCUUCUGCCAAAUUAAAAUUACCCCCCCAGUCCCCUUUUCCAGAGAGUCUUUUAGUACCGGGGGAACUGCUGUUGGAAAUAUCAAAAGAGCAUUCUUACUCACAGCCCACCUCUCUGCUAUCAGGUUCAUCAGGAGCGCCCCCCCAGUUUCGCCCUCCUGCUGGAUCUGUUGGCUCUCUUCUCUCCUUGGACCCUAAGCUCCACCUGAAGUUACCACAUCACAGUAGUGGCACAAUCUAUGAGGAGAGAGGAGGAAAAAAUGGAUGGAGACACCGGGCAUCCUUAGAUGUUCCCCACCCAUCCUCCAGAGUACAAAGGCCGAGGUCGUUCCACCACCGGCACGUCAUUGAAAAAGAUGGCCUGCUGCAAGUUGCGAGACUUUGGAAAGAAAAGUAUGACUGUAGAUUUGACAGCAGGUUCACGAAUGACGCUCUGGAGAAAAGCGUGACGAGAGCGCUGCAUGGCAAAUGGGAUUUCGGCAUUGAAGACACCUUUGAGCAGGUCCAUCUCAUCUUCCAUAUGUGGAUAGGUCUUUUCUACAGCAAGCGCACCUCAAGGUUCUUUCACUUUGACCAGAACUGUGCACCUCUAGAGAAAAAAGACCCUCCACAUGUUCCCAACACUAUCAGUCCAAUUCAGGCUGCUUCAAAACAGCCUGGCGUUCAUUUGAGUUCCAAAGAGGACAAAGACGAUUCAUUGCGUCCUGCAGCAGAUAUUCUGGAUCUGUCAGUCAAAACGUCUGGGCCUUCCAGUAACUGCACUGUAACACAAGGAAACAGUAAGGAGAGACCUGCAACCAGUUCUGACACAAAAACAAGUCUGGUAAACACAACAGAAAGUAAAAAGCCCAGUACCACGGACAGUUCACACCAGGCUCCUAAUGUUCCUACAAAAUUACCUGCUGUGGAUGACAGACCAGCUGUAAAGCCUGCAAAAGACAGUUUGGUUAUGGAUGUUGAUGAAAGUGAUGGAGAGAACGACGCCUCCACUGAAACCCCUUACACAAAACUCUUGGAGAAGAACAGUGCAUACAGUAAUCUGUGUGAACAGGCAUCAAAUAUGCACAUAGAAGACUUGAAAUCAUUGAAAGGGCAGAUGAAUGCACCUGUGUGCAACGAGCAAAAAGUGCCAGAGGCCCUUAAUAUGACCCAAACUUCUAUGAAAGUGGCUCCGUGCAUAGUCCCAACCUUUGAUCCAAGAUCUCUCACUGUAUUCCACCAGGUACUUCUGCCUAUUGGGCCUGUGAUUCUCUUAAAAACGUUUGAUCCAGCUCCUGAGAGAAAAAUCAUACUGGGUCCACAGAGUAUAAAGGACAAUACUGGAGCAGUUACGGUGCCUGCAUUAAGGCCCAAAGAGGUUGUGUCUAAAGCUCAAGGUGGAGCAGCACUUCAGACCCUGGAAAACAAUAAUCCUUCCAGGUCUGUGGUUUCUGAUGGAUCUAAUGUUAAAAAGAAUGCACAAACUAAAGUCAUAUCAGUGCUUGAUGGCAAAGAUAAAACAUCUGUGGACACUGACAAAAAUAGUCCACGAGACAAAGAAAGAUCUGAGCCUGAUAUCAAAGAAAACACGCCCAUGUCUGUGGAACUUGUGGAAAUUGACCAAAAACCUGUGCUUGAUGUCACAAAGGACAUACCUGUGGAUGAGAGUUUAGUUAAGGCAAAGGAUGAGAUCACACCUACGAGAGAUGGAGAUGAGCAUGCACAGAAUGAUGGGAAUGAUGCGACUGCGGAUGCACAUACUGUUCAGACCACAGACAAAGAAAUGCAGAUGCCUGAGGUCAAAGAUCCAACCUCAAAACCAGAUGCUGGAGAAGAUGUUUCAAUGCAUGACCCAAAACUAGAUGCUAGAAAAGAUGUUUCAAUGCAUGACGAGAAAAACGUAAAUGUACGUGAAACAAACAAUAAGGAAAAACAGGCUGAAGUUAUACCUGUGGACGAGUCCAGUGUCGGCAAAAUUGCAGAUGUGCAAGACGUAAUCGAUAAUACUGAGGUUGGAGAUGGCUUGCCUGAAAGUUUGCAGAACGUAGAUGAUGAAGGAAAAACAGAAAAAGAAAAAGAAGACGAAGAAGAAGAGAUAAGACCUAAGCCUGAUGUCGUUGAUCGCACUUCUGUGGAUGAGGGUCAUGAUGAUGACCAAAAAAAAAGCAUGGAAGUUGAAAUGAAUGAAAUGGUUCAAGAAGAUGCCGCCAAAAAUGACCUCAACGUCUUGGAGGAAAAUGAGAAAAUCGAUAAAGUUGCGUCUGACAAGAUAAAAGAAAGUCAUGAAUGUGAGAAAACUGAAGAAGAACAACAUGGAACAGCAUGUGAUGACCAUGCAAACAGCGAACUUGACUCAGAUGUUCAUGUCUCAGAGUCUCGUGUGUCUACAUCAGAAAAAGACUGCACAGAUUGUGUGGAUAUGGAAAUCUCUGAUGGGAAGGAUUCAGAGGAUGAGAGUCAAGUUGAGGAACUUGAUGAAAAGGUCGAUUCUAGCAGUGUAAAGCUUCAGGAAAGAGAAACGAGAGCUGAGACGUCGGUGGUGGACAAUAAUGAUGAUAAGCACACUGACGAUUGUAAUGUUCAAGAAGAGUCUACAAAGAUGGCGGAUAAUUUAUCUGCAGAGAAUCAGAGCUUGAAGAAAGACCACAGUGACACUAGCAUCCAAGCAGAAAGUAAAAGUGAAGGCGUAGUGCUCGAUCAGUCACCUCAGGUUCAGAAUAAGGCUCCCGAAAUCAGCCCGACUAAAUCUGAAAGUGUCUACAGCGAGAUUUCCCCUAGAUCUACACCCACAAGCCCAGAAUCGGGAGAGAUAAUCGAGUCUAGUGAUGUUGACUCAACCAAAGCAGCUGAUGAGGAUGAUGAUAAUGAUGAUAAUCUAACCAUUUCAAAUACAAGUGUUGCACAAGUGCAGGAAGCUGAUUCAAGCAAAGAAAUUGAAUCCAAGGGUAUCCUAAAAGACGAAAAUUACGAGAAGAGGCAGCACAGUUCUGACAGUGGCGAGGUGUCACCAGCUUCUCUGGAAAUAGAUACCGAGAAUGAGAUCAACAGCAGAAGCUGCACCCCUACUCAGGACGAACUGCCUUACAGUCUCGGGGGAGAGGAUGAUUUAAGGAUUCAGAGAGUUCUACAACUGCUAGACUUCCACACGCCUGCAAACAGUAGCCCUACAGCCUGUACAGGUAUUGAAUCUGACGGGUCGGUGUGUUCUACUUCAAGUUCAGGUACAGGAACGCACAAUUCCAGCUCCCCCGGAAGCUCAGACAGGGCGCAAUCAUUCUCUGAAGGUACGCCUCGGUCUACUACUAAGCAGGACACUGAAGAAAAAGUGCCUGAUCGUAGUAAGGCAUUUGUCAGUGAUGCCCACCAUGUGCCCAAGAAGGGUCAACUUCAUUUUCAUCAAGUUAAAGAACUCGAGGAAGCCAAUUCUCCAGCGAGAGGGAGUUUAAAGAUUUCUAAAGAUAUCCAGCUUCAAAAAGACCAAUCUGACCUUUGGUCCAAGCAACACGAAGCAGAGUCAUGGAUGCGUGGGUCUAGCUUCAGCACAGAUGAACCGUAUAAUCUCAGGGAACCCUACGCAUGUGAUGAGGAUCCAGAGGCUCCUCUUGCACAAUUCAGAAACAGUACUUCUAUUCAUAGAGAACUUGCACAAAAGCCAAGAGAGGCUACAGAGAGUGAUUCAGACAUUCCUGACUGGGUACACGACUUUCACUAUGCAGCGUCCACAUCCACUGUGGCAAAGCCAAACAAAAGAGCUUUUCCUUUCAGACAUCAAGACGACGAUUCGGAUUCAUCCGGAUCUAGUGACGACUCAGAUGUUUGUUACAGAACAAAGAAGCGUAAGAAAGCUUCCUCUAAAGAAAAGUGGGAUGAAGCUUCAACGUACAGCAUAAAUAAGACCAUUUCCAGUGGUGUAGAUCGAACUAAAACCUUAAGGACGGUCACCUGUAGCCCGUAUCAUCAGAAAAGAGACAGCAAACAGUCUUUUGACUGGCACAGAUACUUCAGGAGGGAAGGAAUAUUUGAUGCAGGAGAGAAGAACCAUACGUUUGUCCAGAAUCCACCAUCUUCGAUUGUCACAGUGCUCGACAAGGAAGGAAAUCGAGUCAUAUAUGAAAAUGCUUCCUCUUCAAAGCGAUCAUCAGGUGCAACAGGUGGAAGGCUAAAUACAGACAACACCCAGUCUGUAAUGGAACAAGAGUAUCUCGUCUUCUCUGAGAACAUGAACCAAAUGGUAAAAUCCUGCAAGGCUUCUUCUUCCAGAGAAAAGUCGCACCACAGAUCGUCCCUCAACCCAGCUGAGAAUCUCAUGACCAUUCAGUUUUCGAGACUCGACGAGCAGGAGAGCUCCAGUCAGUUUGACGGCAUGUGGCCGAGUCUUACGAAUUUUAAGAUAAACGUGGACAUGUCUGAAAGGAAAGGUUCGAGAGAGACGGGCAGUUACGGUAAACCCCUGCACCUCCAGAGCCUUUUUUGUGAAAGCAGCAGUGAGGCGUCCUGCUCCAAAAUAUCAGACAUAUCAAAAGAGUGCGCCAAGUCCUACAGCAGCAUGAUGAACGAUGUUUGUACCAAAAAGAAACUUCCUCAUCAGAAAGGAAAGAUGCAAAGAAAGUGGGAUUCGGAGAGCACUCCCGUCAGCAAGCAGCCGGCAUUCUGCGGCCGAAUCAAAAAGGCCAUGUUCGACCAUCUGCAUGACAACCUGAACUCGAUUGUGAGGCAGUCGUGCAAGAUUAAGUACAAGUUCUUCAUCCUCGUUACAUCAGACGAUCCAUUUUUUAAGGAGACAAAGGACUUGCUGGAAGCAGAGGGACACACGGCUGUUGAGCCUUAUGAGUUCGACAUUGAUGACAACGAGCAAACUCCUCUUAUUAUCAUAAUACGAAAUGAGGACAUUGCUGAGCACAUAUGUGAAGUCCCACAUUUGCUUGAUCUGAAAAAGUCUUCGAGAGUCCUGUUUGCAGGGAUUGACCAGCCGGACGAUGUUGUGAACCUCACACAUCAAGAACUCUUCGCUAAAGGAGGCUUUGUUGUAGUUGAUGAAACCGCUUUCGACACCCUGAGUUUAGAGCACAUGAAAAAGGUCAUGGGCAUUAUGGAGGAACUGGAUAAAAAAGGGAAGUGGAAAUGGUUUCUGCACUACAGGGACAGCCGCAAGCUUCGGGAAAAUGCAAGAUGCAGUCCUGAGGCACAGAUGAAAAAGCAUUUCAUGGACUGCUGUCAGGAAGCUGGGAUUGUGGAGGUCCUGCCCUAUCACGAGUGUGAUGUCAUUUCACGAGACAGGCCGGACUACCUUCGCUGUCUGGUUCGUCUCCAGAUCCAGAAUGCCUCUGCGCGGUUCCCUGUGUUCAUUACAGAUACACAAACAGAGUCUUUUGGGAAAAAUGGAAUUUUAACAAUGAAUAUUUACACGCUGUCACGGAUUCUUUCAAACGACACAUGUUCCGUUUCUUAAUGCUAACUGUAAAUGACAUUUAGGCAUUGUUUUCUAUAAUACGGUAACUUGCCAUUGGGCGAGUGCCUCUUGUUAAUAGUAUAAGUUAUUAUGCUGUGAAUAUGCUAAACCUGUAGAAGUAUAAACAUGUAAAGAGUCUCAUAUGUUUCAGUUUUAAAUACUGUAAAAAACAAAAAGAAAUGCCAAUGGUAUUUUAGUGUAUUCUUUGUUUUCUUUCAUAUGGUUUUAUAAAUCAUAUUGACAAUUCUAAUUUUAAUAAAAACACUUUGUUUGGUA
Molecule: messenger RNA, 10168 nt
Organism: Astyanax mexicanus (Mexican tetra)
Lineage: Eukaryota; Metazoa; Chordata; Actinopteri; Characiformes; Acestrorhamphidae
Gene: tasor2
Product: transcription activation suppressor family member 2
Exons: 22
Coding region: 851-9892 (3013 amino acids)
Biological process (GO): negative regulation of gene expression, epigenetic
Cellular component (GO): nucleoplasm
Source: RefSeq, a predicted model, not a curated record